Messenger RNA from Nothobranchius furzeri (turquoise killifish), 2458 nucleotides. RefSeq names its product syntaxin 19 (gene stx19). Gene Ontology annotation, cellular component: endomembrane system; synaptic vesicle; plasma membrane. Gene Ontology annotation, molecular function: SNAP receptor activity; SNARE binding. The record is from RefSeq and is a predicted model, not a curated record. Lineage: Eukaryota; Metazoa; Chordata; Actinopteri; Cyprinodontiformes; Nothobranchiidae. Gene Ontology annotation, biological process: intracellular protein transport; synaptic vesicle fusion to presynaptic active zone membrane; exocytosis.
CCAACGCUUCAGACUGACAACAACUUAACCGAUUAGAGAUAAAUCGUCUCGGUAGAAACCCCAACAGGCCUCAACUCUGCUGUUGUCCUAUUGGCCUGUUCUAAAGAGGAGGGGGAGCCUGACACGGACUUGCUCAGACUUCCUUACAACUCUCCCUGAGUGUAACUCUUCUGUGAAAACAGCUCCUGGCCAAGCUGUUGCAUGGUGGCAAACCCACAGCUGAUGAGGAUCACAUGAAACGGAAAACAAAAGCCGAGGCUGAACCAAUAAUCGGGGUGUGAACGGGACUCGUUAUCACAAAGUCUGGCAUGGACUAUUUGUGACAUCAAGCUACAUAUAAUCAACUCUGAGCUGAGGGGGGCUUCACAAUGAGGGACCGACUGGAGGAACUGCAGAAAAAGUCUCAAGAGUUUUCUGAGAUUGCAGCUGAUGACCCUGCCCCUUCAUCAGAGGACGGUGAUGAUGAGGAGGAGUCUGGGGGCAUCACACCCCAGGCUGUGGUGUUUGAGGAGGAGCCCAUCUUUCAGAAUUUCCUCUCUGAGGCUCAAAAAGUCCGAGAUGACAUCUCAGCACUGGAAACAGAGGUCCUUAACAUCACUCAGCAUCAGAAGACGCUGGUGGCAGCCAUGCGACGAUUCAGUGCGAUGAAGAAAGAAAGCAGCAUCACACGGGACAUCAAGCUGCAGGCGGAAAGCCUCCAUCGGCGUUUAGAUCGUCUUUUAAAAUGGGUCCAAAGGACCGAGGAGCAGCUGGGACCGACUGCUGCUGCAGCGAGGAUACAACGCUCACAGCACGCAGGGCUGCACAGAUACUUCCAGCAGGUGAUGCGUCAGUAUAAUGAGGGCCUGCUGACCAAGCAGGAGCGGUGUAAGCACUUCAUUAUCCGGCAGCUGGAGGUGUUGGAGAAAAACGUUACAGAGGAGGAGGUGAAUGAGAUGGUAGCCACGGGAAAAUGGGAGAUGUUCAACGAGAACCUGCUAAAUGAUGCCAGAAUCACACGAUCACAACUGUCAGAGAUUGAACAGCGGCACAAGGAGCUGCUGAACCUGGAGAACAGCAUGAACGAGCUCAGAGACCUCUUCAUGGAUAUCUUCAUGCUGGUAGAGGAACAAGGAGCCAACAUCGAGUGCAUCCAGACCAACUUCGAGAGGACACAGGACUAUGUAGCUGCGACUAAUGAGAGGUUCAAGUUGGCUGCCAGGUAUAAAAAGAGGAACCCAAUCCGCCAGCUGUGCUGCUGCUGCUGUCCUCCGUGGAGAUGCUGCCUGUGAAGUUCAUUCCAAUUUUAGGUUUUAUUCCAAAACGUUCACUUAUGUGUUCAGAGCUGGUUAAGGUACAGCAGUUUCGCUGUUGAACAGAGACACGGCGGCGAAAUGCUCAGCAGAGCACAGAAACAAUUAACGGGGGGAGGGCAGGAGUUUCUUUCAGGAGCCGAGGGGAGAGCUAUUGGAAGAGACAAGUUAAAGAGGGUUUCUCACCAGCACUGUUGCUUAUUGGAGACCUUCACUGUCAUCUGGCAGAGGUCACAAACAAGAGGGGCGCCAAGCUGCUGGAUCAGCGGAAUGGAACGUUUUUCCCGCGGAGCAGGAUUUUUACACGGGACCAACACGCCAACGUCUUUCAUUCCAAACAGAAAACUAAAAUUUUGCUGACUUGUUUUCAGAGACGUCGGGCCGUUCCACUUCACCUCGUUUCUGCUCUACAAGCUGAUUAAAGGAGAAGGAGAGCACUUGUUUUACCAUUACUCAAUAUUUCUCAUUUGCAUUUCAAAGUCAGAUCCUUUUCAAUGAUUUUUCCAAUUAUUACUAUUAAUUUAUGCAGCUUCACAAAAGCCAGGGACUUGGGCAAAAGAGACUUGAUGAAAAAGAGUCAUAAAACAUUCUGCAAGUCAAACUAAACGCUGAUAGAUAUCACCGUUCAAUUCUACUUUACAUUUUUAUAUAUUCAGUUCUGUAUAGAUUUGUUCUGAUGAGGGGAAACAAAGUGCAACAUUAAUUUAUUUUACAUUUAUUUAAGUCAGAACUAACAGAACUAUUCCUUUUAGGGAUGGGUUUAGUUUCUGAUAUUAAUUUAUUAUCCUGCUGAAGCAAAAGCAGAAUAAACACCUAUUGGACUCACGGGUGAUCUCACUCUCAGGUGAACCAGUUCACAGUAAACUCACCUCUAAUCAGCGGUGAUGUGUCCGUGGCUAAGAACAGGUGGUGCUGGAGCCAAACUGGAAAUUCUGGUCCGUUCCCUUUUCCAGGAUAGCAGCCAGCAAAGGAAAACCUGUCAGGAACCAUGUAAACACACUUAGCUAGAACCGUGGACAGAAAUAUGAAAAUAAAGCACAUUAUUAAAUGAAUGCAGCUUUAGAGAAAUGCUCAGAAUUAAACGUUGAAACAUUACGGUAAAUAUCUCACUGGGACCAAAGAAACAGGAAAUAAAAGAAAUCCAGGGCUCUCUUUGCCCAGAUUGA